CACUUGAGGAUUACCAUAAACUUAAGAAAUUCAUCGUUUGUAUCGUCGCAGGAACGCUUUAUAAAACUGAUUAAAAAACUGGAAUCCAGCGCAGAGGCAAAGUUGACUUUUCAUGGAAUCGUUCGGUCUAGAAAUUCCUUGCAAUUUAUAAAAUUACACAAUUUAGAAAAAGAGGAUCAUGCCGGAAAACCAAAUUUUCGUUCAGAAUAUUUCCGAUGUUCAUUCUUGGGAUUUGCUGAAGCAGGGGAGCAAUGGCGUGCCCCUUCUCGACUUUGGCUUAACCCCAACCAACGAACUAUUUUCUUGCUGUCACGGAGUAGAAAUUAAUCAAAAGUCGGGAACAAUUCGCAUAAUACUUGAACCUGUGAGGGAAUUUGGCAGCGCCGUCCCACUUUUUCGGAGGGAAGACGUCCUCCAAAUUCUCGGAGGCAAUGUCGAACACCCGGUUUUAAGCUUGACCAGCACCGUUGAACCAUGGUCCGUGUCAUACACGCCGUCAACGAUGAAGGAUACCGACAUCUUGGUGACGAUGAUGCACACCUUGCAUUGGGUGCAAGGAUUGUUGCUCAAGGAAUCUGGGGAUGAAUUUAAAAAGCAGCUUCCUCCAAAUUUGGUUGAAAAUUUGGGCGAAAUCGUGAGCAAUGAUGACACAUUUUUUAUUGAAGUUGGACAGGUGGAAAUCAAUCGACGUGAAUUUAACGAUGAAAUCAUCUACCAAUUUGGAGAAGUGCAUAUUAACAUUAGAACCAACACUGGGGAAGCCAAUGCCCCAUUUGCCAAGUUCCUCAGUGAACAUCUCUCAGAUAUCGGAAAACAAUACCCAAUUCUUCUCCGUCUCCGAGAACUUGCUAAGCUUUGUGCCAUUUGUGAAAUACUGAUUGACAAAAGGAGAUGCGUUCAGAACUUGAAGAAUGCCUUGGACCAUCACACAUCAGAUAUUGCUCCUCUUGAAGAAAUCUUUCCGCACAUGUUUUCCGUAAUUAAGAAUGACGAACAUCACGUGUUGAAAGAAUUGGCGGAUUAUCGAUAUGGUCGAAACCCACCGCAUCCCAUUUAUUCGGAGGACAAUGUUCAGAAAGAGUGGAGAAUGCAAGAAACGCGGCAUUAUCACCGGGACAGUGACGAGGGACAGAAGGACAGGAUUCUAGAACAUAUUAGGGAACAUCUUCGCCACCAAGACGUUAAACGGUUUGACCAAGUCGCAACCCAUAUUUCGACACGGUUUCACGUCCCGUAUCAUGAAGUUCGGCCACUAAUACAGUUUUACCUGGAUAAAAAUCCUUCAAUAUUGACAAGAUUGGGUAAAAUGUGCUGCGAUAGUUUGAGACAAAAACGGCUUAAGGAAAUUGUGUGCAGUUUCAAUCUCGAAUUGGACAUGAUUGGUAUUAAGCAACGAAGUGUCGUUGAAUCUGCUGUAUCACUUCCAAAAGCGGUUGGAGGCGUUUCUUUGAUUACAAAGCUUCACUAUGUCCCCACUUAUGUCUGCCUUCGUGAAAAUGAACAAAUAAUAUAUCUGAGUUUGAGAACUCUUAAGCGUGAAAGUCCAAUUCCUCAGUAUAAACAAAGUUAUCAUGAACGGACUAUUGUGGACAAGGGAAAAGAGUCCAAAGGAAUUGAAGCCACAGAUUUGAAUGCAAACAACUCUAGCUCGAAAGGGAAAGCACAGAGAGAAAUUACGUCACCAAAGACACCAGAGAAAUAUAGUCAAGCUAAUAAUUCUCGAAUCUGGAAAAGAAGAAAAAGUGCAUUCAAUCCAUUCACAUCCUCUGCACAGAGGACAGUCGUGGUCAUUUUAUCUUGGAUUUGAGGUCUUAUGCAAGUCUUAAGUUUUACAAAUUAUAGUGCGAAAAUACUUAUGACCUAUAUGCAGUUAUUAUUCCAAUUUUACAUAAUAUAUAUAUGUACAUAUGUCAUAUGUAUGUAUUUGUACUAGAGUUCAAUAAUUGAAAUAGAUAGUUACAAUCAAUAUAGCUUAAGUCUUUACCAAUAUUUUAAGAAUUUAGAAAUUAAAAAAACCCGGUUGCUUUCUUUACCCAUGAUUAUAUCAUAUUUUCCAUUGACCAGUAAUCUUUCAGCUUGCCUUGUACUAGUGCAUAGGAGAAAGGAAAGAGUUUGUAAAUACUUAUUAUGCAAAAAUUGUGUGUACUUCUUCAAUGGUGUCUCACAAAAUCUCGCUAAGAUUUUGCCUUGAGCAUUUAAUUUAGCUUUCGUUGAUAAUAAUUUCUGGGUUGUCCGAUAAAAUUGUUUAUUCACCACUUCCACCACUGCUCUUUCGAUUUUAUUCCCAUUAAUGAAGUCAAGCCACCAUUUGAAUGACAAAAGACCCAGAACCAACUGCUAUACCGUUCGAAAAACUAGAAAGCCUGAGAGUGAAAUUCUCCAUGAAAUUGAAUGAUUGUAAAAAAUCUCACAAUUUCUACUACAAGACCGACAAAAAUUGCAGAGGGGUUAAAAUUCCACCAAAGUCAUUUAGUCGCCACUACAUCACUAUCAGUUUCUGGUAGUUUGAAAUACGUACUGAUGGUAUUGUUCUGAAUGUUAUAAUCGCUGUAUAGGGAUCAGUAUAAUUGAUAAAUAUGUAUUUAUUUGGAAAGUUCUCAUCUAUUAGAUAAUGUAACUGUAAUUACGCCCUGUAACAUCUACAAAUAUGCAUGCACAUAUUUAUGUACGUACGUAAUACAUAGUCACAGCUAGGCUUACUUAUUAUGUCGAUAUAAAUAUGUAUGUAUGCAUUGAGAAUUUUGUAUGCAUUUAUGUAUUCCGAACCACAUAUGUACAUACACAUCGAAUACAAAUACACAUUCA
Molecule: messenger RNA, 2805 nt
Organism: Folsomia candida
Lineage: Eukaryota; Metazoa; Arthropoda; Collembola; Entomobryomorpha; Isotomidae
Exons: 7
Coding region: 179-1807 (542 amino acids)
Source: RefSeq, a predicted model, not a curated record